UUAGAGGGGGCACGGCUCACUGUCCGUGCACAAUAUAUAUACGUUAUAUAUAUGUAUGUCAGCAAGGUAGUGUGUUCGCGGAUCGUGUAUGCAGAAGCGCUUAAAUAUUAAUCACAUUACGGAUGUUUUUGCUGGAGUGACGCGGGCGUAAUAGACGGGACGAUUAUCGAGAUGCCACGGAUGUACAGGCAUAGUGGGAAUGGAAAUCCGUGCUAAAUACGGAUCACAUAACUUGCAAAUAAGCAGCGCCGAUGGACGCGGCCAUGUUUUCUGAUAGCAGAAAUCUUACCCAUUAAUAAUUCGUUAAUCGUCGACUACGAAGUGGAGUGUACAGAAUGCCGAAAUGCGAUGUGAAGACAAGGUAUCUACCAGCUACGUUUGCCUGGACAACCCUACUCAGCACUACGACACUCUUCUUCUGUUUUCCGUGUCAGUAUUAUGUGUUUCGAUGGGGAACAUGGUUACCUGCUCUUCAAGGAGUCAUCACCUUUUUUGUUUUGGCAAAUUUCACACUAGCAACAUUCAUGGAUCCAGGUGUUAUUCCAAAAGCACCUCCUGAUGAAGAUAGAGAAGAUGAUAUACAUGCUCCAUUAUACAAAAAUGUAGAAAUCAAUGGUAUUACAGUUCGUGUGAAAUGGUGUGUAACAUGCAAGUUCUAUAGACCUCCACGUUGUUCACAUUGCAGUGUCUGCAAUCAUUGUAUUGAGACAUUUGAUCAUCAUUGCCCAUGGGUAAACAACUGUAUUGGUAGAAGGAAUUAUAGAUUCUUCUUUUUCUUUCUUCUGUCACUUAGUUUUCAUAUGCUCAGUAUAUUUGGACUUUGCUUAUAUUUUGUAUGGGAACGUAAGCAACAGUUGGGUGAAGUGGACACUAUUGUUGCACUUGUACUCAUGGGAGUGGUUAUACUUUUGUCCAUUCCAAUUUUUGGACUAACUGGUUUUCACGUAGUACUUGUUUCAAGAGGGCGUACAACAAAUGAACAGGUAACAGGUAAAUUUAAUGGAGGCUACAAUCCUUUUUCUCAUGGUUGCUUACACAAUUGCUGUUAUACGCAAUUUGGACCACAAUACCCCAGCUUGAUUAAGCCUGAAAAGUAUUCAGGAAAACGGCGUGGAGUUUCUACAUCUGAGAUAUCGACUAUAGGCAGUGAGAACCAGGUAAAAACCUACAUGGAUAGCAGCAAUGGUGUUAGAAAUGCCAGUUCAAAUGCUUACAAUAAGUUGUCUCCUGGACGAGAUGGAUCGGAUACAGACAUGGAACCUACUGCGUCUCAGUCCGCGGAUUGCGAACCUACACCUCCAGUACAAAGACAUGGUUCCAAAAGCAAUUUCUUCCUGCCACCUGUGGAGAACAGUGAAUCUCCCAGGCACCCUCCACCAUCACAACAUCGCCACCCAAUGCAUCAUACUAGAGGCAGCCCUCAUCCAAGGCCAAGGGGAAUGAAUGGCUCUCGAAGUCAUACGCCGGAUCCAUUAUCGCCAGAAGCAAGUGGAUCACCUGCCACAGCUUCUCAAACAGAUCAAGGUCAAGGAGGUGCUAGUCCAACAACGCAACGGAUUAAAGCUAUUGGAGUACCAACUCCACUUGCUAUUUCCAGCCCUAUUCGCAGAUCAAAUCCAGGUACGCCGACGCAGGUUCGUCGGCCAGAUUUUAUAGGAGUAAACGACGCACCGACUUAUUAUGAUGUACAGCAAGGAAAUAAUACCGGUGUUGGUGCUACAAGUGGUACCGUCGUAACUGGUUACAGUCCGCAACGGCGUUUCUUGUCAGAAAGUGAGCUCGUUCGCCAAGGUACUGAUCAUUCGUACUCAAGAACUAACAAUACUGUCGACAAUAUCCGAGAAUUAGCGGGUUCACCUCAAUGUGGUGUCUAUUUGUGGAAAGAUAAUUCUCCUGGCAGCUAUCCUGCUCCAACUGGAACAGCAAGUGCAACAACACAUCAGUCACCUUCGCAAAGACCUCCACCGCCGUAUGAUUAUUACCGCUCUAAUCCAACGAGUCCUACUCAACAGUUAUAUGCCAAUGCUCCAAGAGCGGUCUAUCAUCCUGCGAUGAGAGGUGGAGUACCGGUCUUCCCACCACACCAAUCGUGCAGGCCAAUGUCCUUUGUUAGAGCUUUGGAAAUGACGGAUUCUAUGGAGAUGGUGUCAGCGCCUAACGAUAACAGAUCACAACGACCCACGACGCCGACACCGGAUCGCGCUAGUGUCUAUGAUAUGAACUAUGAAAUAUCUGUAUAG
This is a messenger RNA of Eufriesea mexicana, 2240 nucleotides long. RefSeq names its product zinc finger DHHC-type containing 8 (gene Zdhhc8). Lineage: Eukaryota; Metazoa; Arthropoda; Insecta; Hymenoptera; Apidae. The transcript is spliced from 9 exons. Gene Ontology annotation, biological process: protein palmitoylation. The record is from RefSeq and is a predicted model, not a curated record. Bases 336 to 2240 code for a protein of 634 amino acids. Gene Ontology annotation, molecular function: palmitoyltransferase activity.